AAUUAUAAAUGUGAUGAACAACCUGUCAUAUCAUGUCUCAAACCGAACGUUUACCAAAAUCGCAGUUAAAUACAGAAUCAUGAACUAAUGCAGAAACAGUUGGUGUCCAAUCUGAGGUAAAAUAUGAUUGGCUAAACAGAUUCUAUUGAAACCGAUGUCGUAAAAGGCCGAAAACCUCAAUCUCAGUUCUCAGACCCUGCACCGCCGCGGCUCCGCCGUUUAUUUAUUUGGAUUCAACAGUAACAACGAUAACACCAAGAAGAAGAAGAAGAAGUAAGCAAGAAUGUUAGGAGCAGCCGUUGCGUCCAAAUGGAUUAGGUGUGGCGCUCGAGAGCUUAUUCUCCACAAUGAUUCUUACAAGAAAUCAAUCACUUGCUUCCGUUCUUCUCUUAUUAGAAGCACAGCCACUGUUGGUGGCAGUUCUGUUUAUAUCAAUUUUCCUUCGCUAACCAACUAUAGCAACAGCAAUAGAUUAUACUCUACAACGCAGCCUCUUCCAUGGAAGAAUCGAAGAAUUUCUGGUUCUGGUUCCACUGGACAUCAUCUCAAUUGCAACUCUUUCCUCUCCGAUUCUCCUUUUUCAGCCGCUGCUUCCAGGCAACCGAGUGCAAUGUUAAAUGGGCGUGUAUUGUUCUCAAGCUCUGCUGCCAAUCCUAAUAAGGACAAUGGAGCUAAACCAUCUAUUAGUUCUGCUAAACCAGAAGAGAAACAAGUUGCUGAUGUGAAAAUUCUUCGUACACUUGCCAGUUAUUUAUGGAUGAAAGAUAAUUUGGAGUUUCGCUUAAGGGUUGUGACUGCUCUUGCCUUUCUUAUUGGUGCUAAGGUCUUGAACGUUCAGGUCCCUUUUCUAUUUAAGCUUGCUGUUGAUUGGUUGACUACUGCCACUGGCAAUGCUACUGCCCUUGCUUCCUUUACCACUGCUAAUUCUACUCUCAUUGCGCUAUUUGCUACCCCUGCUUCUGUUCUCAUUGGAUAUGGCAUUGCCCGUUCUUGUGCUUCUGCUUUCAAUGAAUUGAGGACUGCUGUGUUCUCUAAGGUAGCUCUGCGAACAAUCCGUCAAGUGUCUAGGAAGGUGUUUUCACAUUUGCAUGACUUGGACCUCCGCUACCAUCUUAGUCGAGAAACUGGUGCGUUAAAUAGAAUAAUUGACCGUGGUAGCCGUGCAAUAAAUUUUAUCCUCUCUUCAAUGGUGUUCAAUGUUGUGCCAACUAUCUUAGAGAUAUCUAUGGUGGCAGGUAUUUUGGCAUACAAAUUCGGAGCCCCUUUUGCAUGGAUCACUUCACUUUCAGUUGCAGCAUAUGUUGCUUUCACAUUGUCUGUGACGCAGUGGCGGACCAAGUAUAGGAAGGCCAUGAAUAAAGCUGAUAAUGAUGCUAGUACAAGGGCAAUUGAUUCUCUAAUCAAUUAUGAGACUGUCAAAUAUUUCAACAAUGAAGCUUAUGAAGCUGUUAAAUAUGAUGAGUUCCUAAAGAGAUAUGAAGAUGCGGCAAUUAAAACACAGAGAAGUCUUGCUUUACUGAAUUUUGGUCAAAAUGUUAUAUUUAGUACAGCUUUAUCAGUAGCUAUGGUGUUAUGUUCCCAUGGGAUUAUGAAUGGCCAGAUGACUGUUGGUGAUUUGGUUAUGGUGAAUGGGCUUCUCUUCCAGCUCUCCCUUCCACUUAAUUUCCUUGGCAGUGUUUAUCGUGAGACCAUCCAGAGUCUUGUUGACAUGAAGUCCAUGUUUCAAUUACUUGAGGAAAGGGCUGAUAUUAGAGAUAAAGAUAAUGCAAAGCCUCUUAAGUUAGAUGGGGGCAACAUUCAGUUUGAUAAUGUACACUUCAGUUACCUGGUGGAAAGAAAGAUUCUUGAUGGCAUAUCUUUUGUUGUGCCAGCUGGGAAAAGUGUGGCUAUUGUUGGCACAAGUGGCAGUGGCAAGUCAACUAUUCUUAGAUUGCUCUUCAGGUUCUUUGACACUCAUUCUGGAAGUAUAAGAAUUGAUGGCCAAGAUAUACGGGAUGUGACACUAGAUAGUCUGCGAAGGUGUAUUGGUGUUGUCCCACAAGAUACAGUACUUUUCAAUGAUACAAUAUUUCACAACAUUCACUAUGGUCGUCUUUCAGCAACAGAGGAGGAAGUGUAUGAUGCUGCUCGACGUGCAGCAAUCCAUGAUACUAUCAUGAACUUCCCUGAGAAAUAUUCUACUGUGGUAGGGGAACGAGGGCUCAAGUUAAGUGGUGGUGAGAAGCAGCGUGUGGCAUUGGCACGUGCAUUUUUGAAAGCACCUCCUAUUCUGCUGUGUGAUGAAGCUACAAGUGCACUUGACAGCACCACAGAAGCAGAGAUAUUAAGUGCACUGAAGUCAUUAGCCAAUAAUCGAACUUCAAUAUUUAUUGCUCAUAGGCUUACAACUGCGAUGCAAUGCGAUGAGAUAAUAGUUCUGGAGAAUGGGAAGGUUGUUGAGCAGGGACCCCAUGAAGUUCUGUUGACCAAGGCAGGAAGAUAUGCACAAUUAUGGACACAGCAAAAUAGUACCGUGGAUGCUAUUGAUACAGCUAUUAAAUUGGAGGCAUAACGGUUUUCUUCUUGUUUAAUAAUCCUUCCACCUUCCUGAAACCACACAAAUAGAAUGUUGGCCGAGUGAUUCCUGCUACUUGGGUACGAGACCUAUUUGAUUGCAUUCUCGAAUGAGUAUAUUAAGGAACACGUGUCAUGGAAGAAAGAUAGCAACCUCUCUUGCUACAUGAGAAGACAUUUGGAACUGAACUUAUGGUGAGAUAGAGCAUAGCCUUCACAAAUUCGUGAGUUGCACAAAUCAAAAGCCAUCGGAAAACUGUAUAUCUAAAUUUUCUAUCGUGCUUAUUUCUGGUCCUUAGAUUGAAUGAGGCAGGAUAUAGAAAGAUAAACUUGCAUCUCAUCAUAGUUGUAUACUAACAAUAUACCAAAGUUGAUAGAUACUACAAAUUUUGUAUCGCAUCAUUUUUAGAUAUCAUAAUAAAGCUUUGUGCAAUUUUAGAAA
Messenger RNA from Jatropha curcas, 2995 nucleotides. RefSeq names its product ABC transporter of the mitochondrion 3 (gene ABCB25). Gene Ontology annotation, cellular component: mitochondrial inner membrane. NCBI's taxonomy places the organism in Eukaryota, Viridiplantae, Streptophyta, Magnoliopsida, Malpighiales, Euphorbiaceae. The record is from RefSeq and is a predicted model, not a curated record. Gene Ontology annotation, biological process: transmembrane transport; intracellular iron ion homeostasis. Gene Ontology annotation, molecular function: ATP binding; ATP hydrolysis activity; ABC-type transporter activity.